AUGGCCUCCGCCGACCACCUCCGCACCCUCGACCUCAAGGCGUUCGACGAGACGAGGGCGGGCGUCAAAGGCCUCGCCGACGCGGGCGUCACCGCCGUCCCGUCCAUCUUCCACCACCCGCCAGAGUCCCUCCCGGACGCCGCGCCUCAGCCCCAUCGCUUCACCGUCCCGGUCAUCGACCUGUCCGCCGCGGUCACCACACGAGCCGCGGCGGUCGCGCAGGUGAGGGAGGCCGCGGAGACGGUGGGCUUCUUCCAGGUGGUGGGCCACGGCGUGCCGGAGGCGGCCACGGCGGAGAUGCUCGCGGCGGCGCGCGGCUUCUUCGAGGAGCCCGUGGAGGCCAAGGCGCCCUACUACACCCGCGACCUCGGCCGGCGCGUCCGGUACCAGAGCAACCUCAACCUGUUCAAGUCCCGGGCGGCCAACUGGCGCGACACGCUCUUCAUGGAGCUGCCGGCGGCGCCGGAGGAGAUGCCGGCGGCGUGCAGGAGCGUGGCGCCGGAGUACGCGCGGCUGCUGCAGCAGGGGCUGGGCCGCACGCUGCUGGGUCUGCUGUCGGAGGCGCUGGGCCUCCGCCCCGGCCACCUCGAGGAGGAGCACGGGUGCCUGGAGGGCGUCAGCCUGGCAUGCCACUACUACCCGGCCUGCCCGGAGCCGCACCUCACCCUCGGCACGCCGCGGCACUCCGACGCCGACUUCCUCACCGUGCUCCUCCAGGACGCCGUCGGCGGCCUCCAGAUUCUCGUCGACCUCGAGGACGAGGACGGCGCAGAACGGAAGCAGCCGGCGUGGGUGGACGUGCCGCCGGUCGCGGGGGCGCUGGUGGUGAACGUGGGGGACUUCCUGCAGAUCAUGUCCAACGGCAGGUUCAAGAGCGUGGAGCACCGCGUGGUGGCCAACGCCGUCGGGCCGCGGGUCUCGGUGGCGUGCUUCUUCCGGACGGACCGCACCGCCGCGUCGACGACGGUGAUAGAGCCGAUCGUCGUCACCGACGGCGACGGCGGCGCGCGGUACAGCAGCACGACCGCGGAGGAGGUGGUCCAGCGGCACUACAAGGUGUCCUCUGCACUCCAGCAGCAGCACUUCAGGCUCUGA
Triticum turgidum subsp. durum (durum wheat) is the source of this 1095-nucleotide messenger RNA. Lineage: Eukaryota; Viridiplantae; Streptophyta; Magnoliopsida; Poales; Poaceae. The record is from the annotation of a GenBank genome assembly.